This is a messenger RNA of Jatropha curcas, 545 nucleotides long. Lineage: Eukaryota; Viridiplantae; Streptophyta; Magnoliopsida; Malpighiales; Euphorbiaceae. The record is from RefSeq and is a predicted model, not a curated record.
AUGGCAUUUUUGUCUCAGUUGAAGGCAUUACAACAUGAACUUGUAUGCAAGGAUGCAUUACUUAAAGCCAAAAACAUGAGACUACAGAAAAACCAAGAAUUUAAAACCAUUAAUCGAAUCAGAAGGCGUACAGCAAGAAGUCAAUCUAUAGGCCCUUCUACUACAUCUAGACAAGGUAUAGAAAAGGAGAAGCUUGAAAACAAACGGCGCUGUUUGAGAAGACAAUCUGCUAGGUUCAAAUCCCAAGAAAGGGAGCCUAAGGAGAACUUGUUUGAGAUUGAAGAUCUCAAGUUCUCAAUCAGUCAGUCAGUUGAUAAUCCAAUACAAGAAGAUGGUCUGAAAGAAGAAACAUUAUGUGAGCUAAGAAAUGAAGCGCCUAGAUCUUCAUUUGGAAGACCAGUACGUAGAGCUGCUGAGAAGGUGCAAUCCUACAAAGAACUUCCACUUAAUGUCAAAAUGCGUAGGGAAGAAUGAACAGAACUAAUCUUGCAGUAUAUAAAGACAUUUUUUUAGUUUAAACUAUAUAAACAUAUCAUUUUUGUCAU